GGUAAGCAGGACUUGGUUUUGUGCGAGCGUUCACUCAGCCCAGGAGGAUGCCUUUCCCUGCCUUAUUUUUACCCGAGCAGUUUCGAUACAAGAGGCGAGUGUAUGCCCAGAACCUCAUCGAUGAUAAGCAGUUUGCCAAGCUUCACACGAAGGCGAACCUGAAGAAGUUCAUGGACUACGUCCAGCUGCACAGCACGGACAAGGUGGCCCGCCUGCUGGACAAGGGGCUAGACCCCAAUUUCCACGACCCUGACUCAGGAGAGUGUCCCCUGAGUCUGGCAGCGCAGCUGGACAACGCCACGGACCUGCUGAAGGUGCUGAGGAAUGGUGGUGCCCACCUGGACUUCCGCACACGCGACGGGCUCACGGCAGUGCACUGUGCCACGCGCCAGCGGAACGCUGCGGCUUUGACGACCCUGCUGGACCUGGGCGCUUCACCUGACUACAAGGACAGCCGUGGCCUGACACCCUUGUACCACAGCACCCUGGGGGGCGGGGACGCCCUCUGCUGUGAGCUGCUCCUCCACGACCAUGCUCAGCUGGGGACCACUGAUGAGAAUGGCUGGCAGGAGAUCCACCAGGCCUGCCGCUUUGGACACGUGCAGCACCUGGAGCACCUGCUGUUCUACGGAGCUGACAUGGGGGCCCAGAAUGCCUCGGGGAACACGGCCCUGCACAUCUGUGCCCUCUACAACCAGGAGAGCUGUGCUCGUGUCCUGCUUUUCCGCGGCGCCAACAAGGAUGUCCGCAAUUACAACAGCCAGACGGCCUUCCAGGUGGCCAUCAUCGCGGGGAACUUUGAACUGGCGGAGGUCAUCAAGACCCACAAAGACUCGGAUGUCGUACCAUUUAGGGAAACCCCCAGCUAUGCAAAGCGGCGGCGGCUGGCUGGCCCCAGUGGCUUGGCCUCCCCACGGCCCCUGCAGCGCUCAGCCAGUGACAUCAACCUGAAGGGCGAGGUGCAGCCGGCAGCCUCCCCUGGACCCACGCUGCGCAGCCUCCCCCACCAGCUGCUGCUCCAGCGGCUGCAGGAGGAGAAAGACCGGGACCGUGAUGGUGACAAAGAGAAUGACGUCGGUGGCACUGACGCAGGCCGGGGCAGCCAGAGCAACAUCAGGUUCAUCGCCGUGAAGGCGCACAGCCCGCAGGGCGAGGGCGAGAUCCCGCUGCACCGCGGCGAGGCCGUGAAGGUGCUCAGCAUUGGGGAGGGCGGUUUCUGGGAGGGGACCGUGAAGGGCCGCACGGGCUGGUUCCCGGCCGACUGCGUGGAGGAGGUGCAGAUGAGACAGUAUGAUACACGGCAUGAAACACGGGAGGACCGGACGAAGCGACUUUUCCGCCACUACACUGUGGGCUCCUAUGACAGCCUCACCUCUCACAGCGAUUAUGUCAUUGAUGACAAGGUGGCCAUCCUGCAGAAACGGGACCACGAGGGCUUUGGGUUCGUGCUGCGGGGGGCUAAAGCAGAGACCCCUAUCGAGGAGUUCACCCCCACGCCGGCCUUCCCUGCACUUCAGUACCUCGAGUCUGUGGAUGUGGAGGGUGUGGCCUGGAGGGCCGGGCUGCGCACGGGAGACUUCCUCAUCGAGGUGAACGGGGUGAACGUGGUGAAGGUUGGACAUAAGCAGGUGGUGGCUCUGAUCCGCCAGGGCGGGAACCGUCUCGUCAUGAAGGUUGUGUCGGUGACCAGGAAGCCGGAAGAAGACGGGGCUCGACGCAGAGCCCCGCCGCCCCCCAAGAGGGCCCCCAGCACCACAUUGACCCUGCGUUCCAAGUCCAUGACGGCCGAGCUUGAAGAACUUGCCUCCAUUCGGAGAAGGAAAGGGGAGAAACUAGAUGAGAUCCUGGCGGCCGCCACGGAGCCCGCACUGAGGCCUGACAUCGCGGAUGCUGACUCGAGGGCGGCCACCGUCAAACAGCGGCCCACCAGCCGGAGGAUCACCCCGGCCGAGAUCAGUUCACUGUUUGAGCGCCAGGGCCUCCCAGGCCCAGAGAAGCUGCCAGGCUCCCUGCGGAAGGGGAUUCCACGGACCAAGUCUGUAGGGGAGGAUGAGAAGCUGGCGUCCCUGCUGGAGGGGCGCUUCCCGCGGAGCACGUCGAUGCAAGACUCCGGGCGUGAGGGUCGCGCCCUGCCCACACACACACACGUGGUGGCAGAGCCCCUGCCCAGCCCACGGGCGCAGCCCCCUGGCAGCGCUCCAAAAGAACCUGGGCCCGGCCAGGGCAGCUCGGAGGAGGAGCCAGAGCUGGUCUUUACUGUGAACCUGCCUCCUGCCCAGCUGUCCUCUAGCGACGAGGAGACCAGAGAGGAACUGGCUCGCAUUGGGCUGGUGCCACCCCCCGAAGAGUUUGCCAACGGGCUCCUUCUGACCACACUGCCUGGCCCAGUUCCCUCACCCGCCACGGUGCCAGGCCCGGCCUCAGGGAAGGCGAGUAGUGAGCUGCCCCCCGCCCCUGAGUCUGCAGCUGACUCGGGUGUGGAGGAGGUGGACACGCGCAGUUCCAGCGACCCCCACCUGGAGACCACGAGCACCAUCUCCACAGUGUCCAGCAUGUCCACCCUGAGCUCCGAGAGCGGGGAGCUCACUGACACCCACACCUCCUUCGCUGAUGGACACACUUUUCUACUCGAGAAGCCACCAGUGCCUCCCAAGCCCAAGCUCAAGUCCCCGCUGGGGAAGGGGCCGGUGACCUUCAGGGACCCUCUGCUGAAGCAGUCCUCGGACAGUGAGCUCAUGGCCCAGCAGCACCAUGCCGCCUCCGCCGGGCUGGCCUCUGUCGCUGGGCCUGCUCGCCCUCGCUACCUCUUCCAGAGAAGGUCCAAGCUGUGGGGGGACCCCAUGGAGAGCCGGGGGCUCCCCGGGCCCGAAGAUGACAAACCAACUGUGAUCAGUGAGCUCAGCUCCCGCCUGCAGCAGCUGAACAAAGACACACGCUCCCUGGGGGAGGAGCCGGCUGGUGGCCUGGGCGGCCUGCUGGACCCUUCUAAGAAGUCGCCCAUCGCGGCAGCUCGGCUCUUCAGCAGCCUCGGUGAGCUGAGCUCCAUCUCAGCGCAGCGCAGCCCUGGGGGCCCGGGCGGCGGGGCAGCCCAGUUUCUCAUUCUGCUGCUCCCGCCUGUCAGCCCUCCCAUGUCUGUCCCUGUCGUCCUGCCCCAACAGCUGCUGCCCAUGCCCAAGUCUCACUUCUCCCUGAGCUGA
Molecule: messenger RNA, 3197 nt
Organism: Myotis davidii
Lineage: Eukaryota; Metazoa; Chordata; Mammalia; Chiroptera; Vespertilionidae
Gene: SHANK3
Product: SH3 and multiple ankyrin repeat domains 3
Exons: 22
Coding region: 48-3197 (1049 amino acids)
Cellular component (GO): postsynaptic membrane; dendritic spine; postsynaptic density
Molecular function (GO): ionotropic glutamate receptor binding; synaptic receptor adaptor activity
Source: RefSeq, a predicted model, not a curated record